UCCCCAGUGAAAGAAUUGUGCCCCUUCUAGACUUCUGUUUUGAGGAUACAGGUCACGGCAAUAUGAGCAGACGCUCUUACUACAUGGUUUGGACUUGAUCAUUUCUCAAAGCUUAGUUUACAUAACAGCUUUGGAAGGGAUCGUGAUACUUCAAUCGACAUGAUGUCUUCGAAGCCCGUAACUACCUCCGAUUCUAGGUCUCGAUGCCGUCUCUAAAACAAUGGAAGGACUUUGGCGAUUGUAAUAGCCGUGAUUGACCCAUUCGCCACCUCCUGCACCUACUUAGAGUGCUCUGUGUAAGUCCACCCUUUUCCAACUUUCAGUGUUGCCUGUCGGUUCGUCCAUUUCCUCUUCUCAUCAACUGUAAUUAACAAUUUAUUCCCGCGCUCUGAGUACUAUCUAUAGCACUUUUUGGUCAUCAAAUACGCCCAGCCUAUUGCUCGACAAGUUGCUUUGGUUGACACGCUUGCAUCCAAUCAGCACAGACCAGUCUUCCGUCUGAACGUUUACAUAUCGGACCUUCACUUCGUUUCUUAGCAUUACUUUUCUCUCGUAUCGGACUAUUGACCCCUCUUUAUCUUACUGAGUCAUCGUAUUGCUCACUAACUUCGAACACCAUGUCUUCGGAUAAUCAGGCCCCAAACUACCAAGCCCCGGGUGAGGCAGAAAUGUGGGCAAUGAUCAGGCGAGGAGAUGAGCCUUUUGAUGUAUACAGGCAUGUUAUGGUGCAUAGUCUUUUCCAUCGUCUGGUAUCAUGGUGGUUGGGCGUUUCUUUACGACGUUUCGAUGACUUUAUCGCUUCAAAAUCUUCAGGAGUCUGUUUCAUAAAACUGCGCCCACUGUCUGACCCGACUUCCGAUAUGGCUACACAAUUAGCUGCGUACACCCUAUUAAGUCUUCCAUGGAAUUUGAAAGUCUCAAAACAUAACUCUAUUCAGGUGAUCCGCGAGCGUCCACAUGAUGACGAUAGAUCAUGGGACGCUUGGACCAGUCUAGUCAGAGAAUCCAUCGCGGUGUUAUCACGUCUUACCCACGGAAAAAUAAAAGUCAAGUUCGACGCUACUGCUGAUGAAUGUAUUCGAGCCAUCGAAGGCGCCAGUAAUGGUGUGGUUCGCGCUGGCGUUCGCACCAACCCUUUCCGUCAUUUCCUUCAUGCUUCUCGGCCUAUCUUGUUCGUCUCAGGAAUUGACCACGAUUGGAAUCAAAGAGAUGACGAGCAACGUCAAAAGGUUCAGUCGUUUGUCAAUGCCUUGGUCAGCCUAUUUAAAGAUAGAGGAAAGCUCAUUUUUAUCGUCCGUCCAAGCUAUCACCCCUUCGAUCCCGAGAUGCGCCACUCACCUUCCUUCGUCCUUUAAGCCUAAACAAUACAUCGUUUCGUUAUGGGACUGAUUGAAAGGACUUAAGUUAUUACCUCGACGAGCGUUUCUUCUUGACGAUUAUUUUAUUCUGUUUGGACCUGGCACUGUCGAGAGCCAUGAAUACUACGGCAAAAAGCGUGUUUACAGAUUAUUGCUAUGCAGCGUAUUCAAUUAUUCUAUGAGUCGUGUAAUAUUGAAUUUCUUAUGCUAUCAUCGAUCUCAUUCUUGCGCGGGAAUUAACACAUGAGUGAUCUCGAGUUGGUUGAUGUGGCGAUAAUGUUCCUCUACUUGGGUAUUGGUUGUACACGAGCAAAGGGUUGGUCUAGAUAC
Molecule: messenger RNA, 1688 nt
Organism: Xylaria bambusicola
Lineage: Eukaryota; Fungi; Ascomycota; Sordariomycetes; Xylariales; Xylariaceae
Exons: 3
Coding region: 618-1355 (245 amino acids)
Source: RefSeq, a predicted model, not a curated record